Sphaerulina musiva SO2202 is the source of this 1513-nucleotide messenger RNA. RefSeq names its product nagb/rpia/CoA transferase-like protein. The record is from RefSeq and is a predicted model, not a curated record. Gene Ontology annotation, cellular component: mitochondrion. Gene Ontology annotation, biological process: folic acid-containing compound biosynthetic process; tetrahydrofolate interconversion. Lineage: Eukaryota; Fungi; Ascomycota; Dothideomycetes; Mycosphaerellales; Mycosphaerellaceae. Gene Ontology annotation, molecular function: 5-formyltetrahydrofolate cyclo-ligase activity. The transcript is spliced from 3 exons. The coding region runs from base 106 to 714 and encodes 202 amino acids.
GCACUGGCUACAUGUACAUGUACAAUUACAUACAUGUGUAUGACACCUCGAAUUUCGAGCCACACACUGUCUAGAACAUCCCACCACCGGACCAGCCGCGCUGCCAUGUCUUCCUCAUCCAGGGACUUGAAGAAGCAGCUGCGGUCGCAAAUGAAGGAAAGGCUGGCCGCCCUGAGCGAGCAACAAGUCAUGGCUCAGUCACGGAUAGCUCAAAACCUCAUACUGUCUUCACCACGUUUCCAGUCGGCGAGGAGGAUUGGCAUCUACCUUUCUAUGCCUCAUGGUGAAGCUCAAACUGAUAGUCUGGUUGUGCACGCGCUCUGGAACCAGAAGAGCGUCUUUGUCCCCUACAUUUACGCGGUCGGCGCAGAAAAGCCAAAGCGCAAGGUCAUGGACAUGAUGCGCAUCGAGUCAUUAGAGGAGUACGGGGAGCUCGAACGGGACUCGUGGGGAAUACCGAAGUUGAAGCAAGCGGGCAUAGACGAGAGGGAAAACGCCAUGGGAUGGAAAGGAUUGUCUUUUCGUCCGGACGGGGAGCUAGCACAUGGCGAUGAAGGCAACGACGAUGCAGGCGGUCUCGACGUGAUCAUUGUACCAGCAGUCUCCUUUGACCAACGACUGAAUAGGAUGGGCCAUGGUGCUGGAUUCUAUGAUAGAUUCUUGACGACACACUUUGGUGACGCUUCAAGGGAGCGACCAUAUCUGCGUGAGUGAUGCUUUGAUGCACCUCGGAAGCUUCUGCUGACCAUCUCGCAGUUGGACUAUGCCUAGCAGAGCAGAUUGUCCCAGAAGGAACACUUGUAAUGGAGCCAUGGGACUGGAAAGUGGAUGCUGUCGCCGUGGGAGACGGCACAUUGCUGACGCUUACAGCUUCUUACUUCCACGCAGACAUUCUUUCGACUCGCUUCGUCCGCGUGACCUCGUGGCUCUGAGACUUUGUGUGCGCCCUUCAUCGUCUCCUCCGCAAAGCUUGCGAGAUGCCACCUGCCUGAUCCAUUUCUCAUUGCUGCACUGAAUCCAAUACCCGUCUCGUUUCAGUGCACUUGCGUCUCCGCUUAUGACAAGCUCUGAAUGAGGCACACGUUGUCACCCUUGAGCAAGAUUUGUCCUAGCUCCCUCCUUCCUUCCUUCGAAUCCUCGUUUGUCUCCCCCUUGGCAGAUUGCUGCACCUCCACCGCAUCAUCAAUCACCAAGUUCAUGAAUUCGUCGAAACCUCGAAUCUUGCCCUCGAUGCGGAUACCCAGCUGCUCGUAGAGCCAGAUCUGGACUGUGCUGUGUUGCUGUAGAAGCUUGAAGAUGAAGUUGAUGGGUGGGAGAAGCACUUUGCGCUGGCCGCCGCCUCGACGAUCGCCCAUGUUGAUUGAGUAUGUAGGUGGGACGUGGAAGAACGGUGAUGGCUUUGCGGUGUGUGCGACGCGUGGGAUUUGUGCCUUCAGGCGUGGGCUAUGGCUCUCGUUCGGAUUCCGUUAGCCGUGGAAGUGGUGGUUGUUGGAGGUGCGCGUGUCCAAUGAGA